Molecule: messenger RNA, 1074 nt
Organism: Canis lupus familiaris (dog)
Lineage: Eukaryota; Metazoa; Chordata; Mammalia; Carnivora; Canidae
Gene: RHOB
Product: ras homolog family member B
Biological process (GO): small GTPase-mediated signal transduction
Molecular function (GO): GTP binding; GTPase activity
Source: RefSeq, marked validated
CCGCAGUCCGGCCGUAGGCGAGGCUCUCGGGUGCCGCUGCCGGGGCCCGGGCCGAGACCCAGAGGAGGCCGGGGAGGGACUCGGCCGGCUCCGCCGCUCCGCCGCUCCGCCGCUCCGCCGCCGUUGGCGCACAAAGGCGCGGACCCCGGGCCCGGGGCGGGGAGAGCGGCCACCGCCCGGCGCGGCGCGGCGCGGCGCGGCUCGGAGACGCACGGCGCGCCCUAUGCCCCCGCGCCCCCGCCGCGGCAGCCCGAGCGCAGCGAGAGGUCGCGCCGCCGCGGGGCCCGGGUGCAGCCGCCGACGCCCGCCCGCAGCGCGCAGCCCGAGGUGAGCGGCGAGCGGCGAGCGGCGAGCGGCGAGCGGCGAGCGGGACGGCGGCGCGGCGUCCGCGGGCCCCCUCCUGCUGCCCGGCCCGGCCCGCUCAUGGCGGCCAUCCGCAAGAAGCUGGUGGUGGUGGGCGACGGCGCGUGCGGCAAGACGUGCCUGCUGAUCGUGUUCAGUAAGGACGAGUUCCCCGAGGUGUACGUGCCCACCGUCUUCGAGAACUAUGUGGCCGACAUCGAGGUGGACGGCAAGCAGGUGGAGCUGGCGCUCUGGGACACGGCGGGCCAGGAGGACUACGACCGCCUGCGGCCACUCUCCUACCCGGACACCGACGUGAUCCUCAUGUGCUUCUCCGUGGACAGCCCCGACUCGCUGGAGAACAUCCCCGAGAAGUGGGUGCCCGAGGUGAAGCACUUCUGCCCCAACGUGCCCAUCAUCCUGGUGGCCAACAAGAAAGACCUGCGCAGCGACGAGCACGUCCGCACGGAGCUGGCGCGCAUGAAGCAGGAACCGGUGCGCACGGAUGACGGCCGCGCCAUGGCCGUGCGCAUCCAAGCCUACGACUACCUCGAGUGCUCGGCCAAGACCAAGGAGGGCGUGCGCGAGGUCUUCGAGACGGCCACGCGCGCCGCGCUGCAGAAGCGCUACGGCUCCCAGAACGGCUGCAUCAACUGCUGCAAGGUGCUAUGAGGGCCGCGCCCGCCCCGCCUGCCCCUGCCCCCGCCGGCGCGGCGCCCCCUCCCGGGCCCG